AUGGCGCAGGGGAGCAAUAACAAGAAGGAACUAUUCUCAUGUGCCAUGAAAGGGGAAUGGGACAAGGUCAUUGAUAUGUACAGGCAAGAUGCGGGGCUUCACAAGGCCAGAAUUACUGGCUCAGGACCCACUGCUUUGCACAUAGCAGUCGCUGAUGGGAAGCAGCACGUGGUGAAGCAGAUGCUCGCCGCCAUGUCCCCGAAUGAAGAGGAACGCAAGAAGGCUCUGCGAACUCCUGGUUAUAGAAACAGCACUGCUUUGCAUGUAGCGGCUGCCAUGGGCAAUGUCAGAAUGUGUCACAUCAUUGCCAGCGUGGAGCCCACCUUAGUGGAUGAUCGUAACGUUGACGGCGAGACGCCUCUCUUCGUGGCCGCUCUCCGAGGCAGGAAACAUGCUUUUCUUUGCCUUCAUCGCAUCCGAAACCCUGACGUCCAUACUCCUCUCUUCUAUGGUAACUGUAGAAGGAACAAUGGUGACACUAUCCUUCACGCUGCAAUCUAUGGUGACUACUUUGAUCUUGCAUUUCAGAUAAUUCAUCUGUAUCAAGACCUUGCGAAUUGGGUGAACGAGGAAGGGUGCUCUCCUCUGCAUUUGCUAGCAUCAAAGCCUUGUGCUUUCAGAAGCGGAAGCCGCCUUGGAUGGAUGGAAACAAUCAUUUACCACUGUAUAUGUGUUGAGGAGCUUGAGGCAGAAAAUCCACCGCAUCACAGUGAUAGCCAUGAUUGUCCUGACAACUAUACUAUGGUGUGGGACUUUUUCUCGCCAAUAAAGAAAGCGGUCGCUUAUGUAUUCUGCCCGCGCAGUAAACCUGCUGAAGCAGAUGCGGAAAAUCCCGGAGCCGGAGGAUCUGAGGGAUUGAUGAGGAUAUAUCGGCAAAAGCAGAACCAUAGAUGGUCUGCUCAAAUAGUGAAACAACUUCUUCACUCCCCUUCCUUGCAAUUGCAUGAGUACGAGGAUGACGGGGGAGACCCUCGGGGAGAAGGCUAUAAUAAUACGACGUCAUCACAGCAGGAUGCCACCUCCGACGCAUCACCAGUCAAACCUAGCAGCACCAACGACAAAUGUACUAUGUGUUGUCACAGGAAGCAUUUAAAUUGUGCAGAAGAUGAGUGCGAGGAUGAUGGACGAAAACCUCAAGAAGGCUACAAUACGACGUCUCCACAGGAUGCCCCCUCCGACGCAUCGCCAGUCAAACCUAGCAGUACCAACGACAAAGGUACUAUGUGCUGUCACAAGAAGCAUUUAAAUUGUGCAGAAGAUAAGCGAAGUCCUAAAAAACCUACAGCAGAGACUCCUAUAUUAGUGGCGGCAAAGAAUGGUGUGAUGGAAAUCGUAGAGAUAAUUGUGGAGUUUUUUCCCGCAGCUGUUUACGAUCAAAAUGAAGAUAAGAAGAACAUUGUGCUACUGGCAGUAGAACACAACCAACUUCAAGUGUACCAGUUCUUGGGGGAGAAGAAUAUUUAUAAAGAGAGCCUAUUCCAUCAGGUGGAUAAGGAGGGAAACAGCGCAUUACACUUGGCAGCCACACUUCGCGACGACGAGCAUUGGCUCAUUCCUAGCGAAGCUCUUCAAAUGCAAUGGGAACUCAAGUGGUACAGGUUCGUGAAAAAGAAAACGCCACCUGAUUUCUUUGGCCGAUAUAACGGGAUGAAUGAAACCCCAGAUGCUGUGUUCACCAGAACUCACAAGGACCUCGAAAAAAGAGCCGCUGAGUGGAUGAACAGAACCUCAGAAUCAUGCUCGGUAGUGGCCGUACUAAUUGCCACGGUGGCCUUUGCCACAGCAGCCACCGUGCCCGGUGGAGUCGAUCAAGAAACAGGCCAACCAACACUUGAAGGUGAGUUACAAUUCCAACUGUUCGCCAUCUCAUCACUCGUAGCCCUGGCCUGCUCCAUCACGGCCCUGGUGAUGUUCCUAUCUAUACUCACUUCUCGAUUUCAAGCGAGAGACUUUGAAAAAGUCUUGCCCACAAAGUUACUGAUAGGUUUGACUUCCUUGUUCCUGUCGCUUGCUUCUAUGUUGGUUUCAUUUUGUGCGGGACAUUUCUUCGUGCUCAAGGAUACACUUCAUUAUCUUGCUCUUCCAUUAUAUGGGGUGACCUGCCUCCCUGCAACGCUUUUUGUCCUGGCACAAUUUCCACUGUACAUUGACCUUUUAUCGGCAACCUUUAAGCAUGUUCCCAAAAGUAGCGGCAGGCCCAUGCUGCUUGACGUCAAUGGCGAUCCUCAGCAAACUGUGGCCCAACAAAGUAGAUCAUAUCAUCAAUCUCUUAAGCCACGAAGCAGGAAAGCAACAACAGGGCACUACUCUCAUGUGCCAUGA
Neltuma alba is the source of this 2322-nucleotide messenger RNA. RefSeq lists its product as uncharacterized. The record is from RefSeq and is a predicted model, not a curated record. Gene Ontology annotation, cellular component: membrane. NCBI's taxonomy places the organism in Eukaryota, Viridiplantae, Streptophyta, Magnoliopsida, Fabales, Fabaceae. The coding region runs from base 1 to 2322 and encodes 773 amino acids. The transcript has 6 exons. Gene Ontology annotation, molecular function: protein binding.